CCUGUCUGUAGUCCCUCUUCUCUUUGUACUUUCUGCUUCUCUACCUUUCUACUUCUCUACUGCUCUUGUGCUCUUUUCCUCUAUCUCUCUCCCACGUCCCUCCUUUGCCUCGCUUUGCCUCGCUGCUUGCUGUUAUCCAACCAGUGUCAGUCGUUCGCCCUCAGGCUACAGCAUCGUUAUCGCCGACCCGAGGUCCGGCAUCUCCACCAUGAAGCCACCCACGCUGCUGAAAUAUCUCUUCCUCCUGGCUGCUUCUUGGACUGCUCAGGCUGCCGACUCUUCCUCCUCCAAAGAUACCCUCUCACCAUGCGUCGUCCGUUCGCCCACCACCGGCCUGUUCUACGAUCUCAACACCAUCUCCUUAUCUCCGCCGCCAGCCGACGGCGAAAAGUCUCGCAAAAACGCCCGCGAAGAGAGCUGGCACGCCAAAGGCCACGACUACAAUGCCAACUUUACGAUAAAUAUUUGUGCGCCCGUGAUCGAAGAUGUCAAGGACGUGGUGGGGGUCGACCGCUCACGGUGGAGGAAUGUUAGCGCCUACUACGAGAGGGAGGGUAAAGUCUACUCCAUUGGGCAACAAUCCUCUGACCCCUUCUUUCGCGGCCGCAAGCUGGUCAUGAACUAUACCAAUGGCUCGCCGUGUGCCGGCGACUACAUCGGCAAUGCUGCCCGCACCAAAUCCACCAUCAUGUCGUUCCUGUGUGAACGUGACACCCCCGCCUCCCAGGCAACCGUCUCGUUUGUCGGCACGAUGGAUCAGUGCUCGUAUUUCUUUGAAGUGCGAAGCUCCGCCGCGUGUGGAGCCACGGCGCCCACUCCCGACAACCCGGGCCUGUCACCUGGCGGCGUGUUUGGCGUGAUUGCCUUGAUCGCCAUCACGGUGUACCUGGUCGGUGGUUGCGCCUACCAACGGACCGUCAUGCACCAGCGCGGUUGGAGACAAUGCCCAAACUUCAGUCUGUGGGCGGGGAUGCUCGACUUUAUCAAAGACAUGGUCGUCAUCCUCCUCUCCUCCCUAGGCCGUCUGCUGCGUCUGAAGCGCUCCCCAACCCUGGGCCAUAGCCGCGGGGGCAGCGUCAACCAACGCGGGAGCUUUGGGCGUCGCGACGUCGACGCCGAGAAUCGACUCAUAGACCAGUUAGAUGAGGAGUGGGAGGACUGAUGCGUUUCUGAGAACAGUAUGAUGGGCAAAUGUAUUGUAUUGUACAAUUACUGGACGUUACAGAUGUUGAUUAAGCGCGUGAUAUGAAAUGCAUGAUAUACGUUAUGUUUUA
This is a messenger RNA of Aspergillus ibericus CBS 121593, 1274 nucleotides long. Its product is annotated as putative vacuolar sorting receptor (Mrl1). The coding region runs from base 209 to 1162 and encodes 317 amino acids. NCBI's taxonomy places the organism in Eukaryota, Fungi, Ascomycota, Eurotiomycetes, Eurotiales, Aspergillaceae. The record is from RefSeq and is a predicted model, not a curated record. Gene Ontology annotation, biological process: vacuolar transport. The transcript is spliced from 4 exons.